This is a messenger RNA of Malus domestica (apple), 468 nucleotides long. NCBI's taxonomy places the organism in Eukaryota, Viridiplantae, Streptophyta, Magnoliopsida, Rosales, Rosaceae. The record is from RefSeq and is a predicted model, not a curated record.
AUGGCACCUACUAGAAAAUAUCCAUCUGGCUACUUAAAGCGUCAAAGAAAAAGAAAAGUUGAACAAUUGAUUCACUCUCAAAAAGGAGCUAUUGAUAGGUUCUUUCUAAAAGAAAAAGAACCACAAAGUUUAGUGGAUGAUUUAAUUACGGAACAACAGGAUGACAAUGAGAAAUUAGUUGAUGAUUUGGGCAAUGAUGAAAUUAAUAAUGACCUUGAUGAGAAUGAUAAUCAUGAGGAUGCUCCUAUUGUCACUGAUCAACUGAGUGAGUCCAUUCCCUCAAACAUUUAUGAUCCUCAAAUUUGGGAUAGUCUUGAUCCUAAAUGGAUUGAUUUGUUGGCAGAAAAAGGUCCUGCAAGAGAUCUAUCAAUUGAGAAAGGUCCUAAGAUCAGUUUAAUAGGCGUUUUAAUGCAGCCUUUUACACUCGAUACUUAUCUAAUGGAGAGAAACAUGAGAGAGAUUGGCUAG